Messenger RNA from Lineus longissimus, 4227 nucleotides. Its product is annotated as zinc finger protein 62 homolog. Gene Ontology annotation, molecular function: DNA-binding transcription factor activity, RNA polymerase II-specific; protein binding; RNA polymerase II transcription regulatory region sequence-specific DNA binding. The coding region runs from base 155 to 3727 and encodes 1190 amino acids. The record is from RefSeq and is a predicted model, not a curated record. Gene Ontology annotation, biological process: regulation of transcription by RNA polymerase II. Gene Ontology annotation, cellular component: nucleus. Lineage: Eukaryota; Metazoa; Nemertea; Pilidiophora; Heteronemertea; Lineidae. The transcript has 4 exons.
ACUUUCUCUUCAGAAAAACCCUAGAUUUUUUUGGUCAAAAGUCACGAAUAUUAGACGAAAUUGGUGUUAUGGAAUAAUUUCAUUAUGUUAAAAUGAUAGAUCAUUAUGCAAAGGAUUCGUUGAGUCUCUUUUUAGAAAAUAGUUCAACAACGCGAUGGAGGGGUAUGUCAAUUCUAGUGGUGAUGCGAAACAUGCUGACCCCAAGGAUGAAGCACCUGAUUUUGAUGCCCACAAUACUGAAAAGCAACAUAUUGACGAUAGCCACAUAGGAGACAUAUCUGAAAGCCAAAUUACUGCCCCCUUGGAGGGCAUUGGCAAAAUGAAACGUGGCUCACCAUUACCGACUGAUUCCCUGGACAGUGACGACCGGCAUGAUGAGGACAGUAAAGGCCCCAAGGACAAUAGUAGCCAACGAGGAUUAAUCAACCACUCGGAUGAUGACAGCCAGCAACAACUUGUUGACACCAAGAACAAAAACGAAUCAGUACCGACUAAGUCCCAGGAUAAUUCUCGCCAACGAGUACUGAUUGAUCCACAGGAGCACACUUGCCAGCCUGAACCUGCUGACUACCUGGGUAAUGGUAUCCAGCUAGGAGCUGUUGACACCCUGGGUAACGAUACCCAGCCAGAACCUGAUGACUCCGAAGUCAAUAAUACCUCACCAGGACCUGAUGACCCCCAGGCCAGUGGCAGUGAUGCUAAACCUCCCCCACCACCAUCCAAGCCUAAGCCAAUCAAAGGUUGCGUCAAGCUCCCACCUCAUUGGAAGAUUGCUGUUGACGAGGACGGUGUGGUCUAUUAUUAUCACGGCAUUACAGGACUGACACAGUGGACUCCUCCAAAACUCCCCCCAAAGUCUUCAGCUGUACGUGUUUCAAAACUCAUGCCAGGAGCCACAGCAGGCAAGUCGGAUGUAACAGAGUCUUCAAAACCAGCAGCAAACCUGUUGUCCUCUGGUGCAAAGGGUGCAGCUUUCUUUAAUACGCUUGGACUUGGGAAGAAUGUGCCGACUGGUACAGACGACGAGGCCCCAGUGAUGAGGACGCGACAGGCGAAACGUAAGGUUCUGAGCCAAUCACUUGAGGAGUCUGAUAAUGAAGAUGAGGCAAAUGCAAAGUUGUACUCGUCAAUGUGGGAAGACCCAAAGGAGAAUGAGUCCGAAAUGGUGAAAAGCCCAACAACCCGUCCGCUUCCAUAUGAAUGUGAUAUAUGUUAUAAAACAUUCUCAAAGAGAAAAAUGCUUAUGAAUCAUAUCAAGAAACACAAAAAUCAGGAGAGUACUGCCAAGAGGCUACGCCUCAGCAUUGCCAAGGACCAACUCAGUUGCGAAUAUUGUGAAAGGAAAUUUACGUUUGAGAAAAGUUUCAAAAAGCAUGUUGCAUCUUGCGCAAGUGAUAAGAAGCAGUACAAAUGUGAGAACUGUGAGGAAAUAUUCUUGAUUCUUGGGGACUAUGAAAAACAUGUUGUGACACAUAAGGGUGAGCUGGAGUUUAAGUGUGAAAAGUGUCCACAAUCCUUCACCUCUAGACAUGAUUUCGAGGGGCAUUUGUUGAGUCACAUAUCAGAGGUUUCAGCUCCUGGUCAAAUGAUGGACACAGGUACCAGUGACAAUGUAUUGGGCACUUUAUGUACUGGUACCAAUGGCAGUGUAUUGGGCCCUACCGUUGCUGGUACCAGUGACAAUGUAUCGGGCGCUUCAGUAACUGACGUUGAUGCUUCUAAAGACGAAAAUGCUGGUAUUGCAUCUACUGGUACCGGCAGUGCAUCUACCUCGCCCGGUAAGGUUAAGAAGGAGUACAUUUGUCAAUAUUGUUUACGGAAAUUCAAACUUGGGGCAAGCUUUCAAAAGCAUUUAGUGUCUCACACUGCAGCUGGUCGGACAUCAUUCAGGUGUGUGAAAUGCUUUAAGUACUUCUUGUCGAAGAAUGAUCAUGAUGUGCAUUUUCUGACGCAUGAAAACGAUUCAAAAACUGAAGACGUUGCGACAAGUUCACAUGAUAAGGAAUACAGAUGUGAAUACUGUGACUUGACCUUUAAGCAUUCCGAGACGAAGAAAUUCGAAAAACAUUUAGCGUCUCACACCUUAAGAAGUACUUUCAAGUGUAGGAAAUGUAACGUGUCUUUCAAAAAGAAAGUUGAGUUGGACGCUCAUAUAGGAACACACCCGGAGGUGAGGUGUUUGAAGAAAGGGCCCAAGCCAGACAUCCUGAAGUGUGAAGAGUGUGGUGAAACAUGCAUUGGUCGCGCAUCAUUUAGAAAACAUCAAAUUAUUCAUACUACUCUAAUGAUAUGCAAAUUCUGUGACAAAAGAUUCAAGGUCAAGGACACAUAUAUCCGCCAUUUGGAGUUGCACGCCGCGCCGAAACCUCAUAAAUGCAAUCUCUGUAACGAGUCAUUUCUGGUGAAGAGACAAAUUAAGUUGCAUAAGGAGAGGGUUCAUAAUAUGAAGUCGAGGAAAAUGCACAAGUGCUACCAUUGUAAAAAACUUUUCAAAUAUGACCGCGAUUUGCGCUACCAUCUCAAAAUGGUCGAAAAACCAGAGAAGUGUAACGAAUGCACUGAAUCAUUCGGAUAUCCUGCGGAGUUGAAAGAGCACAAGAGCGCUGUCCAUUUGAAGAUUACUGAGAAAAAGGAACAGUGUUUGAUAUGCCAGGAGAGGUUCGUUCAUUUGGACGCGUUGAUGGUGCACAAACGUUCCCAUGACGACCCUCGGAAGCCGUAUCGUUGCGACGAAGACGACUGCUAUAAAAAUUUCGCGUCAGAGAAACUUUUAGAAACGCAUAAACGCACUCACACUGGUGAAAAGCCAUUUAAAUGUCCGCAUUGCGAAAAAGCAUUUAUCGAUGCAUAUCGGUUGAAAUCGCACGAAGUUGUCCAUCAAAUCGAGCGACCAAUCAGCUGUGAGCAUUGUGAGAAACGAUUCCGUACAAAAUAUGAGUUGAAAAGUCACGCAGUCAUUCAUUCUGGUACGAAAGCAUUCACUUGCUCGUUCUGUGGGAAAUCCUUCUUCAGGAUUGGGAAUUUGCGACUUCAUGAACAAACGCACACGGGCGAGAAAAAGUUCGAUUGCAAGUACUGCGGGCGAUGUUUCCGUAAGAGUGGGGUACGACGCACGCAUGAACUUAUUCAUACUGGCGAGAAACCAUUUCUUUGUAAAUUCUGUGGCAAGGCUUUCCGUCAUAAAGGAAACUGGAAGGAUCACGAGACAAUUCAUACCGGCGAAAAAGGAUAUCAUUGCGAUAUCUGCGGUGAUAAUUUCCGCUACUGGAGCAACUUCUACACUCAUAAGAGUACCCACGAGGGUGGGAAAGUCAAGGUCGGUAGGAAUCUCAAGGUUGGUGGGAAUUUCAAAGCCGGUGGGAAUAGGCGAAAGAAGCCAAGUCAUUCGGCGGGUCCUAACACAGAGUUUGUAGGAGAGCCUGAGGGAGGUGGCAACGUGUCUUCAAAUUCAAUGGACGAACAUCCUGGGCAGAUUCCGCAAGGUGGGGAUGUUAACCCCUGGGGUACCAAUCGUGAUGCAGAAUUUGGUCAUGGUGCGCAUGGUGGACAUGGUAUGCCUAAUAAUGUUGGGGAGGAUAUUUGGACUCCGGCAAUGGCACCGGGGCAGUACCCACCAGACUACUGCCCCCCAGAGAGUGUUCUGUCAACGAUCGCUCCAUGGUCAAUUGCAAUCUUGGAUCAUAGUGGUCGUCCGAGACAGCAAGUGCAAUUCCCGCCUAGGUUUUGAGAAACUGACCACUGAUUUAGUGUCCAGGAUGGCAGUAAAACGUAGUCUGAAGUUGAAAGAAUGAAAGCGAACAGUAAAAAAGUGCCAAGCUGCAUGAAAAAGUUGUUGUUGAAUUUUACCUUUGAAUUAAUUAUUUGGUGUCUUACUUAAAAAAUAACUGUUUAUGGUCUAUUCAUGUCAGAAGUUAAUGAAAAGCACUGAUAGUUGUGUUGUUUCUGUGUUGAUUCUUCUUCAUUAGAAGUUCAAAACAAUUGAUAUGUUGUAAUCAGUGUGAAACAAAUCAUACUAAUUAACUAGUUUAUGGAUGUGGUCUUAGUCAUCAGCUUUGUCAGUACUCGUAUAAAGUACAUGUAUGUCCCAUGAAGUAUGUUUUACUUCUAUGUGCAAUAUGUGAGUACUUGGACUUAAAGUACAUGUGCAUUUACAUACUGGAAAAUGCUUUUAUGAGACUCUUCUAAAGAGAUUUCAUGAUAAGAUGUCUUAUAGUUUUAAAUUAAUGU